CAAACACUAGUUUCAAUGGCCGAGAGAAUUCAGCCUCCCAAAAAGGGAAACCUUAUCACCAUCCUCAGCAUAGAUGGAGGAGGAAUUAGAGGAAUCAUCCCGGGGGUUCUUCUUGAGUACCUUGAAUCUCAACUUCAAGAACUAGAUGGGAAAGAUGUGAGGCUUGCUGAUUACUUCGACGUGAUUACUGGGACUAGCACGGGUGGUCUUAUUACGGCCAUGUUAACGGCGCCCAACAAAGAUAACCGGCCUUUAUAUGCUGCCAACGGCAUUGUCCCUUUUUACCUUGAGCAUUGCCCCAAAAUUUUCCCACAAGCAAGGUAUGUGUUAGAUUAACAUAAUAAUAGAACA
Molecule: messenger RNA, 351 nt
Organism: Morus notabilis
Lineage: Eukaryota; Viridiplantae; Streptophyta; Magnoliopsida; Rosales; Moraceae
Product: patatin-like protein 2
Exons: 2
Coding region: 16-336 (106 amino acids)
Biological process (GO): lipid metabolic process
Molecular function (GO): glycerophospholipase activity; monoacylglycerol lipase activity
Source: RefSeq, a predicted model, not a curated record